This is a messenger RNA of Lytechinus pictus (painted urchin), 3358 nucleotides long. RefSeq names its product mucin-5AC-like. Bases 16 to 1758 code for a protein of 580 amino acids. The transcript has 4 exons. Lineage: Eukaryota; Metazoa; Echinodermata; Echinoidea; Temnopleuroida; Toxopneustidae. The record is from RefSeq and is a predicted model, not a curated record.
CUUCUUAUAGGAGCCAUGGUCUCAUUGGAGGGUAUGAUGUUCCCGUUUGGUCGUCAGAAGAUGCUAGCGAUGGGUGUGAUGCUGCAGAUCUUGGGUAUCUUCAUGGCACUCAUAGGUGCUUUCCUGGAGAGCGUUGUAGCAUCAUUAAUACAUCACGUUGAUUUUAGUCAGUGUUCCUAUUCAAGUUCAGGUGUAGCAAACUGUACUGCAGAGCUUUCAUGUGAGGCCGUCCAACUUAGCUUUCCAAAGAGCUGUUACUGCUGCCAUCUUACUAAAGAGAGAUUUAGCCCAUGCUACUUCAGAGCUGUGAGUCUGUUUGAAGCACCUAGUAUGUAUGCUGGUGUAGACUCCUGUAGCCAGGUGUCUGGUGAAUAUCUUACUCUUCUGUGGACCUCUGUCUGUUUCUGUGCUGUUUGUUGUUUCUUCGGGAUCAUUGCUGCAAUUACUACAUACUCCUACAGAAAAGCAAUCAAAUCACCAAGUAUAGCAAUAUCAACGACACUCACAUCUCCUAUGUUACCCCAACAAACUCGUCAGGAAGGUUUCGUCAAAUCCUCCUCCUCUUCUUCUUCUUCAUCUUCAAGUCCAGGUGGCUCACGAAGCCUUGAUACACCUGUACCUGCACCAAGGAACUCCCUUGUACGUUCCUCAAGUAAUACAGUAGUUGGUGCUACCCCUGCAUCAACACCUGCAGCAACACAAGUGAAAUCCUCAACCCUUCCAAAAAGAAAAAAGAGACGUGCCCCAGGUAUACCAACUUCACAGUGCUCAGAUGCUUCUGAAGCUUCCCCCUCAAGCUCAGCUGUAGUUGUUGUGAGACCAAAGAGGAACAGUGCAGCGUUGUUUACACAGUCAACAGAAAAUAGAGUUUCAAGUCAUGGUCAAAGGCCUACUUCUGCAGAGCGUCCUAGGUCAGUCGACGGUAGGCAGAUCAUGCGGGUUUCCCGUUCCACAGAGAAUAUACUGCGGGAAACCCGUCCUGAAAGACCAAGAUCUGCAACUGGUGGUUCCAGACCGGCCGACAGCCCACAGAGAAGGCCGGAUUCACAGAGAUCCUCAAGAACACCAGCUGGAAGUCCAUUAAGGACACCAUCGUCUUCAGGAGCACCAAAUACAAGUGCAUCAAGGACACAGGAAUCUUCUAGAACCCCAACUGCAAGUCCAUCAAGGACACCUGCAAAUGUUCCAGAAAAUCAAGAGGAGUGUCAGGUGUCAUCUGUUGAUGAGGUUGCUUCUUCCACUCCAUCAGCAACUAGUACAAGUUCCUCAAACGAUAGUGCUGGUGCUUCUGCAAGUCCUUCAACAAGUGCUUCUACUGACAAUAACACAACACCAAAGAAUGAGACUCCAUCAAAGACUCCUAUUAAAAAGAAGAAAUCGCACAAGAAAUGCCCCGCACCUCUGACUCCACCACAGUUACAACAGCUGCAACAAGAACAACUUCAACAGCUUCAGCAGCAGCAACAAGUACUUGCCGAACAGCAGCAGGCACCUGCAAUGUUCUUGCCAAGAAACGAGCCGAUCCCCAACUCGCCGCCUCCCCCUUUUGUACCUGAGCGUCCCCCCUCUCCACCCCCUUUUACCCCCUCUGCCUCAAUCCAUUACCCCCACCACACCCCUCACCACCCGCACCAACCUGUUACAAACAUUCAUCUCACGUUGCACACCACACCAAUGGGAGCCAACGUCCAGAUGCCGGUGACUAGUCAAAGUGGGUACCUCUAUCACAACCAACCCACAGCACCUUUAUAUUUAUGAAUGAAACCAAGUGCACUUGUGGUUGAUCAAAGUGCCUGAUGAACAUUGCCUUUGAAUCGUACGUCACAACUGGAAGAUUUUGAAGACUAUUUAUGAUGUAUUUAUAGGAACCUUACACUUUACUGACUUACAUGAUAUUUUAAAGUUUAUGAUCAAUUGGAGAAUGGUCAUACAGGGAUACCAUUGCCUUUUAUGAAGAGAAUUGUUUAUCAGGGUAACAUUUCUCAAAUCUUGAAGAAUCACUGUUGAUUGAUCUCUCUGAAUAUGAAUUCUAUCUGUGUUUGGUCUGCAUGGAUCAAAGAUUUGUGCCAUUGUUGGUGUCACGGCACAUGCUCAAUACUAUCACUGCCAGUAUUGCCUCAUAAUUUUGAACUAGAUCUCCAGUUGAAUUAAUGAAAUGGAUUGGCUUGUAUAUCAAGACAUCAAUAUCUUAUCUGUUGUGUGAAAUUUCACAAUAUAUGUACUUAAUAAACCUUGUUUAGGCUUAUGAAUUAUUUUUAUGGAGGUCAGGCCAUCCCAUUAAUCUUCACCAAUUUUUUUGGUUAUGAGUCAUAAAGUGUGUUCCCUCUGGCAAGGUAUAACAAGCCAAGAGAUGUUGGACGAAAUCUAUCUGUAAGCCAUUGCCAAUUUUGAUGGUAAUUUUCAAGUGAUAGAUAAGUUUUAACUACAACAAAACAAUUUUUACUUGUCUAUUGCAAGAUCUUUGACUGUUUUUUUAAUCUCUCAACAGCUUUGUGUUUCGGGCCCCAGAUUGUAUUUUAUUAUUUCUAUUUUUCUUGUUCUUGAAGUUGAUGAGGGUCCCGUUACAUAUAAAGGUUAGUGAUUAAUCGUACGCUUGAUUUUCACGAUUGAUUGUACAUUGUAGUCAAUGCAAUCAAUCGUAGAAAAACAUGUUCCACGAUCAUUGCUAAGCUUUGUGUUACAGGUCCCUGGUUGUAUUUGAUUAGUUCUAUCUUUCUCUCUUAUUCUUGAAGAUAACGAGGGAUGUUGCUGAUUGGUCUACGUCCACUUUCGGUUUGGUCUUCUCCCAUUUGGUCUAAUCCUAGUUCGUCUACAACUGCUUUGUCUAUUAACCAUAUAACCAUUUACCAGAGACAUCAUUUGGUCUAUUACCCAGCUAGGUUAUUUAUCCACCUUGCUUAAUAUCGACUUGGUGUAGCACCAUUUAGUCAAUAAGAUUUUAGAUCAACUGUCGGGAAUAAAAUUUCAUUUUACAAAGUGCAAAAUAAUUAGUAGAUAGACUGGAAAUAAGACGCAAAUUAGACUAAGCAGGUAUUGGACCAAACGACAAUUAGACAAGUGAUAGUAGAAUGAAUGGCCCGAACUCACAAAGGUGGUUUUGAAACGGUUGAACCCAUGGUUUAUGCUGAAUUUACAGCGUACCUCAAAAAAUGACCGAUACUUUUGCCAUGGUCAUCCAUGCUAUUUUAUUCAUGAGUCCACUCAUGAAAAUAAAGUGUACUCAAUCAUGGCAACAGGUGUCAAUUUGGCGCAAUGUAACAAAAGCGUGCAUCAGGAUUGGUCAUUUAUUAUAUUAUAUGUGGUUUUUUCUGUCUUUCUUUCCUUUUUAUUCCAGAGAAUAAAAAAGAACCUUUAUUUC